AUGUACCUUUGCUGGGUACUUUCGGUAACGAUCUCACUGUGCUCUACUGAUGCCUACAAAUUCCUCGUCUACUCUCCCUUAUUUGGUUACUCGCAUACGAACUUCAUGGGCACCCUUGCUGACACCCUCACGGAGGCUGGACAUGAUGUAACUGUAUUAAUGCCAGUAAUGGAUGAGGAGCAGCAAAAUAAAACGGGGGUAAAGCUGACCAAAAAAGUCAUCAAAACCCCAGCGGAUCCACGUAACCGUCUCAUGAUGCAAUAUAAAAAUGAUAUGCUGAGCAAAAUGUGGACAAUGGAACCAUCCGUAUUCGGAAUGCUUCAGCUCUACGCCAGGAAGAACACCGCCUAA
Cooperia oncophora is the source of this 351-nucleotide messenger RNA. Lineage: Eukaryota; Metazoa; Nematoda; Chromadorea; Rhabditida; Trichostrongylidae. The record is from the annotation of a GenBank genome assembly.